CUCAAUGCCGUCCUGCUCCUUCUCCAUCACCGCCGGGUGGUGGUGGUAGUGAUGGUGGCGGCGGCGGUGAUGAUGAUGAUGAUGAUGAUGAUACACGCGAACGGCGGAUCGCAUGCACGCGCGCCAUGCACACGCUCGUGCAGCCGCCUAGUCACCGUUUCGCGCGCCGCGGUUGCGUUUUCUUUUUUUUUUUUUUUCCUUUUUACCCUUCUAAUGUAUUGAUUGUACCACCUGUUCCGGAGUCAUAAGGACGCGUGCCUUGUCUGUCAUGGAACAUCUCAAUGUGUGAAAAACGGGGGCUUGGAGAGGAGAUGACACAGAGCGGGGACCUCAGGAGGUGGACCUCUUUUUAAUCUUUUCUCUAUUUUUUUCCGGUUUUAUUUAUUUUUUUGACUGCAAUCUGCCGCACUUGCCAAGAUUGCGUGGUGUCUGAGUGUCUGUGCGUGUGUGCGCGCGUGUGCGCGCGUGUCUGUGUGUGUGUGUGCGUGUGCGUGUGUUUUUUUUUCCCCCUGGCUUCCACGGCAGCACCGCGCGCACUUGACGCACAUCCAGGGGACUAUGUGAACACCAUGCUGGCGCUGCGGUGCCUCAUGUUUGCUGCAGUGGGUGCAGGCUGGAGCGGCUCCCUCGUGCGCGAUGCGGCUCCGCGCGGCCGGUCGGCGCUGCUGCUUCGGCACCACGGAGAGCGCGCGGAGAAGGCGGCGGCGGCGGCGGCGAUCACGCGCACGCACGCGACCGAACCCCGGCGCCUCGUGCACAGUGUGGACGCAGAGGGGGAGCAGCUGCACAGUCACCUGGACACCCGGGUGAAGAACCGCACCGAUGGCGAGACGCCCAUCCACCUGGCCCAGAGCACGUUUCUCGUAGAGGCCUUUGGGAGCUCCUUCAUCCUGGACCUGGAAUUAAACCACCAUCUGCUGUCGUCUGACUACGUAGAGCGGCACUUUGGCGAAGACGGCAAGCUGACCCAGACUGCGGGUGGAGAGCACUGCUACUACCACGGGCGACUGCGCGAUGUACCCAACUCCUGGGCAGCCCUCUCCACCUGCCACGGCCUUUACGGCAUGUUCUCCGAUGGCAUCUUCUCCUACGGCAUAGAGCCCAUUCUCAGUGGGAAUGAGCGGGCUGGGAACCUACACAUGGUCUACAAGAUGCCCGAUCUGGAUCUGCCCUCUUCUUGCCCAGGUUGCACGCUGAACAGUAGUGACUCCCAAGAGAGUAUCACUACAGAGGAGCCAAGACAUCCCGAAGGACUGAGACGGUCCAGAAGACAGGUGCGACGACCCCAGUACACGGUCCUCACUGAGACUAAGUACAUUGAGCUGCUGGUGGUCAAUGAUCAUGACCUGUUUCUGCAGCUGCGGAGUUCCGCCUCCCAGACGAGGAACUUUGCCAAAGCAGUGGUGAACAUGGCAGAUGCGAUCUACAAGGAGCAGCUCAACACGCGGAUAGUGCUGGUUGCCAUGGAAACGUGGUCAUCCGGGAACAUGGUGUCCGUCGGCACCGACCCCCUCAUGACCCUGCGCGACUUCAUGAAGUACAGGAAGGAGAACAUCAAGGAGCCGAGCGACGCGGCCCACCUCUUCUCGGGGCGCACUUUCCACAGCAGCCGCAGCGGCACGGCCUACAUGGGUGGCAUCUGCUCUCCGACCCGAGGAGGGGGCGUCAAUGAGCAGGGGAACGUCGGCACCAUGGCCAUCACGCUGUGUCAGAGCUUGGGCCAGAACCUGGGCAUGAUGUGGAACACGGACCGCAGCGCUGCAGGAGACUGCAGGUGUCCAGACCCCUGGCUGGGCUGCAUCAUGGAGGACACUGGGUUCUACAUCCCCAGGAAGUUUGCGCGCUGCAGUGUGGAGGAGUACAUGCGCUUCCUGGAGAGAGGCGGCGGGAACUGUCUCUUCAACAAACCCGUGAAGCUGCUGGACCCCCCGGAGUGCGGAAACGGAUUCGUGGAGAGCGGCGAAGAAUGUGACUGUGGCUCUCAGGUGGAGUGCGCGCGGAACGGAGGGACCUGCUGUAAGAAGUGCACGCUUUCCCACGAUGCCAUGUGCAGCAACGGCCUGUGCUGUAGGGGCUGCAGGUACGAGCUACGUGGGGUCGUGUGCCGGGAGGCGGUGAACGACUGCGAUGUCCCCGAGACCUGCACCGGAGACUCCAGCCAGUGUCCGCACAACGUGCACAAGCUGGACGGAUACCCGUGUGACAACAGCCAGGGACGGUGCUACGACGGCCGCUGCCGGACGCGCGACGCCCAGUGUCAGGGCCUCUGGGGCCACGUGUCGGCAGAUCGGUUCUGCUACGAGAAGCUCAACGCCGAGGGCACGGAGAAGGGCAACUGCGGGCGCGACGCCGGCGGCCAGGGCUGGGUCCAGUGCCACAAACAGGAUGUGCUGUGUGGAUUCCUCCUGUGCGCCAACAUGACGGCAAAACCCUUGUCCGGAGUCCUCCAGGGCGAGGUCACCAGCCUGACCAUCUACCACCAGAACAAGUACAUGGAGUGUCGCGGAGGUCAUGCCGCGCUAGAUGACGGCUCUGACUUGGGCUACGUGGAGGACGGCACUCCCUGUGGCCCCAACAUGAUGUGCCUCGACCGGCGCUGCCUCCCGCUGGCCGCAUUCAACCUCAGUACCUGCCCCGGUUCUUCCUCCAGCCACACGUGCUCUGACCAUGGGAUUUGCAGCAACGAGGUGAAGUGCAUCUGUGACAGAGACUACACAGGGAAAGACUGCAGUGUCUUCGACCCCAUCCCUGAGCCCGCGCUCCCAGAUGCACCGGAGAAAAAGGGUCCCAGUGGCACCAAUAUCAUUAUAGGGUCCAUUGCAGGGGCAAUUCUCCUGGCAGCUAUAGUCCUGGGGGGAACAGGAUGGGGAUUUAAAAACAUUCGAAGAGGAAGAUCUGGUGGGGGAUAAGAUGUAAGUCUUCAGUGUCACUCCGUCCUUCUCGCAUCCAAGAAAAAAGUCUUCCGCUCAUUCCGAAACCUACAGCCGCAACGAGUUCUCCCGACUCGCCUUCCUCCGCUCCUUACCCCAACCCGAUCGUGUCCCCAUUCCCUCGUGCCACUUCUGCCACAGAACAAAGCCCAAACCCCACUGCCCACCACGCCCAGGAAAAGCGUCCCCGUUCCAGCAGCACGACUCACCUUAGUCCCCCAACACCCAUGGGGUUCGGUCCUUGGGCCACCAUCUCAAACAGGUCUCUGGAGCCCCUCUUGCCUUGGGAGAACUACCAAUGGAAAGUGAACGCACCAGCUUAGGAAGAGGUCUGACCUUCUUUCCAAAGGCAUUCUCUCAAUGACGUUGACUUUGGGGGGCCAACGGCCGGCCUCGAGCACUGCGCAUAGACCUUCUACGCUACAUGACUAAACUGCCAAUUUUCACGAAAUUUUGUUGGAUGCAAGUUUGAGGUGGUCUUAAAAAUUGUUCUGGAAGGUCAUUCAGUCAAGUGAGGAAAUGCCCCUGCUUUUAGAUGGGGUUUCCCAUCUUCCCAGGUUAAACAAGACUGGCAAGGAUAUUUUGUCAAACAGGACAGGCAUGGAAAGCCACUUUAAGUUCUCUUUUUUCAACGGCUUAGGAGGCACACGUCUCGCGUGGAUCAAAGGUGCAGCUUCGAUGUAGUGUUGCAAACAAGAGGGAAACCACACAACCUUUUACGUCUCCUUUCCGCUGAGAAGAAAUGGUCUGUCUGGGAUUUCUAACGAUUCAAAUACAAUUUGCAGUAGAUAUUCAAAACCUUUUGAUUUUGAAGAACAUCGUCUUUGCUCUUCUCUCCAGUCUGCUUUUUUUGACAGACCUCGAAGAUACCCUUGUUUUUAACAAACAUGACACCGUUCUUUUAAACAAAUUCUCUCUCACACCCACGGUGAUACAGCAGUGUUUAAAUUCCGAUCACAUGCAUAUUAACGUCUGAAUGUGCAUGUAUACGAGCAUGAGAUGUGUGUUUUAUAUUAGAGUGCUAAAUGUGGUUGUUGUGGGAGAUGAAAUGAGAGGAUGUUGCUCCUCCCCCACUGCUGGGUAGUUAUAUCACACAAUAACCAGCUGACACAAUACGAAACUGAUCCAUUUUGCAUCACCCGUGAAUGACAACAGUCAACAGCUCCUGCCAUUUGUGAUUCCGGAAAACAACCGGUUUAUGCACUUGGGACACUUGGCAAAGUAACCGUCAGACGGACUUGAUGUAACCAAAGGGUGGCACUGAAGGGACGCUGCUGCUGUGUGAGUGAAGAAGUCGUUUGGAGACGGUUGUGUCUUGUGCAGCCUGGGUCCGCGGGCGUCGCAAGCCUGUUGGACGAGUCACGGAUGACGCCUGCCGACCAUCUACAGAGCCUCUCACCGCACUACCCACCUCGCACGAAAGGCACGGCACGUCUAAUUCCGCCAGAGCGGCGCGGUUUGUCGCCGUCUACAGGCGCCGAUCUCCAUCGCAGACAAGCACAACGAAACCAAAGCGGAGUCCGAGACGAAGUAGCCUGGAUUCGCGAGCGCGGCCUAACGGAACAGAACGAUUCUAUAACCCCUGUUGGCAACACAGUUCACUGCCAGUACAUUUUUAGCCCCAGAGAAGAGUUCCUUGUCGCAGGAGGACGCGGUAGGGCCGUACCUGUGGCGCUGGGGUGCCUGUGCUUCUUCAGUGUCUAUUGACAACUUCUCUCCAGCGAGCACCUGCCACCGCAGUCGAGUCCAUCGUCAGUCUGCUGUAUCGUAUUCUCUCCAAUGCUGCACUGUGGUUCCGUUGUACUGAUGACCGGUGACUAAAGACCCUUUACUCUUAAGCACUUUAGCUUGUUGGAUCAAAGAUGCAUCCAUGCAAAGUAGUUACGUCAUAAUUACUUACUUUGGAGAACAAACUCGGGGAUUGAAUUCGAGCUCCUGCCUGACUAAUUUUCUAGGGGCCGUUUCUAACGAAUGCUUCGUUCGGCCAGUCGCCUGUCCCCAGAACUUUCGUACAAAUUGGAAUACGCCAAUUACUGCAAAAUCAGGACCAACUCUGACAUCCGAGGGGAACGAAACCCUGCUAAUGAACCCUGACUUUAAAUCGCACCCCCCCUUUGCCGACGGCCUCGAAAAUUUGAAUUUUCAUGUAUCUACCAGUGCUGCAAAACUACAGUGCUUAAAAAAAGGGAGUACAAAUGAAGAAUUUGUACAUUUUGCACUGUGUGUUGAUCGUCAUAUGCAUACAUUUAGAUGUAUAUUUGUACACCAAGACAUGGUACAUUUCAUACAUAGGAAGAAAAAAAAAAACGUGCCAUAAUUAAAAUGGUAUUUUACCUAUCAAUCUGUAAUGUCUGGAAAUAUAUAUUUAUCCUUUCCACUCUGUAUAUAUCGCAAUGCCUCCCCCAACUAGCUUUUUCUCAGUAUGCUCUUUCUGUACAUAGAAUAAAAUAGGCACUGUAGAUGAGCUGACUGAUUGGGGGCGUGAGCUCAGCAUGAAAUCCCAGUCUGAAUGUGUCUGACUUCUGCUAUUGAAUGUUCAUUGUUUAUGAAUGCACUUUUCUUGUUAAAUUGCUGUCCAACACAUUGAGUUUCAAUUCAGGAUGGAGAGCAACAGCUCUGCCCAGGCAGUCAACCUCAUAUUUUUAAAGUCCUUUUUUUAAAGGGUGCUUGAACAGAGUGAGUUAAAAAAUGUAUAUAUUUAGGUGGAAAGAAGAAGGAAAAAAUAAAAC
Molecule: messenger RNA, 5659 nt
Organism: Scleropages formosus (Asian bonytongue)
Lineage: Eukaryota; Metazoa; Chordata; Actinopteri; Osteoglossiformes; Osteoglossidae
Product: disintegrin and metalloproteinase domain-containing protein 11
Exons: 27
Coding region: 570-2909 (779 amino acids)
Biological process (GO): proteolysis
Molecular function (GO): metalloendopeptidase activity
Source: RefSeq, a predicted model, not a curated record